AUGUCAAGUGGUAAACCGUUCAAGCUUCCCUUUGAAGUUUCCAAACGAAACCUUUGGUCUAACGUCGCGAUAAACUCUGCGUUCGGUCUAGGUAUAUAUUUCCUAUACAAGGACUACACGAGUAGCGGUCACAAGCCAAUAAGUGAACGGGCAACCAGAACCGUGAACCAAGAGCUUCCUGACCCUAUCACACAGACACCCAUUAAUGUCCAAGGACCCUUUGCACGUAGAAACAUCUCCUACAGAGAACUAUCAUUUGCUACUGUAGGGUACGGAUUCGUAAUGCAACUGGCCAAUAUGGCGCACGUGACGUACGGCAGAAACUCAUUGUUCUACAAAGCAGGUCUAGCGUCAGUAUUCUUAUAUCCACCUCUACUGUACUAUUUGUACAAGGCUCGAGAGCCAAUUCAGUAG
Lachancea lanzarotensis is the source of this 414-nucleotide messenger RNA. RefSeq names its product LALA0S11e04456g1_1 (gene FMP33). The transcript has a single exon. The record is from RefSeq and is a predicted model, not a curated record. The coding region runs from base 1 to 414 and encodes 137 amino acids. Lineage: Eukaryota; Fungi; Ascomycota; Saccharomycetes; Saccharomycetales; Saccharomycetaceae.